CCAAAAAAUGGCGGAGUCGGAGGCAAUCAGGGCAGAAUGCGAGCGAAUCUUCAACCGCUUCGACUGCAACGGGGACGGCAAGAUCUCGCUGUCGGAGUUGGAGAACGCUCUCCACGCACUCGGCUCCUCCUCGCCGGAGGAGGUCCGGCGCCGUAUGUCGGAGAUCGACAAGGACGGCAACGGCUUCAUUUCCCUCGAUGAACUGUUCGAGUUUCAGAGGGCUAAUCCCGAUUUGAUGAAGGAGGUCUGCAAAAGGCUGUAGCUUUCUUUCUCUCUUUAUUUCUUUCUUUCUUUAUUAUUAUUAUUAUUAUUAUUAUUAUUAUUAUUAUUAUUAUUAUUAUUUCCAAUUCCAAUUCCAAUCAUUUGGGAAUUCUUAUCAAU
Molecule: messenger RNA, 381 nt
Organism: Cucurbita maxima (winter squash)
Lineage: Eukaryota; Viridiplantae; Streptophyta; Magnoliopsida; Cucurbitales; Cucurbitaceae
Product: polcalcin Phl p 7-like
Exons: 1
Coding region: 8-262 (84 amino acids)
Molecular function (GO): calcium ion binding
Source: RefSeq, a predicted model, not a curated record